AUCAUAAUAUACGAAAAUGUUCAAUGUUCAACUAGAAUAAAAAAAGAAUGUAAUAUUUGUAAUUAAUCUUAAAUGAAUCUUUGAAAAUAUUUUUACAAAAAUAAUACAGAAUGUUAGAUGCCAAAACAUUUUCAUAUAAGAAAUAUUUAAUUGAAGCUGUCAUAGCUCUAGUGUGUGUGUUUAUUUUUUGUGAAUAUUUAUUAUAUUAUCUUGUGCUUAUUCAGUGUACAUGGCCUAUUUUGGAACCACAUAAAAUCGAUAUGACUAUUACUCAAAUCAAACCAGAAGAAACUCCUGUACAUGCAAUGUUUAUAGCAGAUACUCAUUUAUUAGGUUCUAAACAUGGACAUUGGUUUGAUAAAUUAAGAAGAGAAUGGCAAAUGUAUAGAGCAUUUCAAACUAUGAUUACACUUCAUAAACCAGAUAUAAUUUUUAUAUUAGGUGAUUUAUUCGAUGAAGGACAAUGGAGUAGUUCUACAGAAUUUGAUCAAUAUGUACAAAGAUUCCAUUCAUUAUUUUCAGUACCUAAACAUAUUCAUCUUUAUGUUGUUGCUGGAAAUCAUGAUAUUGGAUUUCAUUAUGGAAUUACACCAUAUUUAAAUCAACGAUUUGUAAAUGGUUUAAAGUCACCAAGUGUAAAAAGAGUUAGUAUUAGAGGAAAUCAUUUUGUUUUAAUUAAUAGUAUGGCAUUGGAAGGAGAUGGAUGUUUUUUAUGUCGUCCUACAGAAAUUGCAUUAAAUAAAAUUGCUACACAUUUAAAAUGUGCAAAAAAUACAGGAAAUAAUUGUAACAAAGAUAAUGUAAUUUCAAGAUAUAGUAGACCAAUUAUUUUACAGCAUUUUCCAAUGUAUCGCGAAUCUGAUGAAAUUUGCAAUGAACUUGAUCAAGCACCAGAUGAAAUAAAAGAUAUCAAGUUUAGAGAACGAUGGGAAUGUUUAUCAAAAGAAGCAUCUGAACAACUUUUAGAUAUAUUGAAUCCAAGACUUAUUAUUAAUGGACACACCCAUCAUGGCUGUAGAAGAAUUCAUAGAAAAGAUAUAUUGGAAUUUACAAUAUCAUCUUUUAGUUGGCGUAAUAAAGAUAAUCCUUCACUACUAUUGGCAAUUGAUGAAAUGGAACAAAGAGAUCUUCCACAGGCAUUUCGCUUGCUUGGGGAAAUGAAUGCUAAUGUCCUACAAGUUAAUCAACUUGUAGACAAUAUGUUAGUCCGUGUCAAAAAUGGAGAAAUUUCUACAGAUAAGGGUCUUAGUUUUCUAGAAAUGAAAUAUCAUAUGUUACUUUCUUAUUUGAUUAAUUUAACUUAUGUGGUUUUGAGAAAAUGUUCUGGAGAACGUAUAGAAGGAGAUCCAUCAAUUGAUCGCUUAAUUGAAAUAAGAACUGUCCUAGAAAAAAUCCGACCAAUAGAUCACAAAUUAAAAUAUCAAAUAGAUAAACUUGUUAAGACUGCUGUAACUGGUACUAUUAACAAUGAUGAUCCAACUAAUUUUAAAGCAAACCCAGAUGCAUUUGAUAGUAAUGAUGAAGAAUCUGAUAGUGAUCAAGAUAAAGUAGAUGGUUUCAAAUCAAUACAGGCAAGAAAAUCUAAUAUUUAUGUACCACCAAAACUUGCUGCAGUACAUUAUGAUGGAGAUGAAACAAUUACUGAAAAAAUUCGUAAAGCAGGAGAAAGAGCUCGCAGACGUGCAGUGUCAGGUGCUGUUUUAAGAGAAUUAAAAGAAGAAUAUUUAGAUGCUCCUAUUGAAGAUAAACAUGGAUUAGCAGAAAAGCAAGCUAGUCUAGGUCGAGAAAAUAAGCGGAAGAUAGAAUAUGAAGAAAAUUAUAUGACGCGUUUACCUGUUACUAAACAAGAAAAACACAGACGUCAUCAAAUAACAACUAUUGGUACACUUGGAGAAGAAAUUACAACUUUUGGAGAAUCAUCUUCAGUAUCUGCUAAAAAGAGAAAAGCUCAAAAAAAAGGCAAAGCUAAAAAAAAAAAAACGGCAUCAUUAAAUCGAGUUUAUAAAAAUUUAAAAAGCUGAAUUUCAUACAGCAUUAAUAAUUAAGGUAAAAUGCAAAUUUACUUCAAUUCUUCUUGACAAAUGCAGAUGCCAUAAUACUCGUUAAUAAGUUAAGAUAAUAACUCAUAAACAACUAGUUAUAAAAAAAAAAACAAUCGUCGACGGUGAAAUAAAAUAGCACGAUGGUAAUUUAUUACUACAUAAGACAUACUAAUGGUGUAAUAAUUGAUAAUUAUAGUUAAUAAUGAUUUUAAUCUUUAAUUGUUGUCUAAAAUCAAUUUUUAUCUAUGGGGUUGAAAUAUUCCAUAAGUCACAAAAAAUUUUCUGAUGAUAUUAAGUACAUGAAAAAAUGUCAAAGUACAUACGAGCUUAACUUAAAAAUGUGUAUAAUUGUGACAAUUAAUGAAAUAAUGGAUUUCGGCUCCAGGAUCUAAAAUUGCAAGUUAAACGUACAAGUUGAAAGCAGAAAAAUUUUCUGCUUUAUUUUAAGAUAUUCUGCUAUAGAUGAAAAAACCAAUAACAUAGCAGGAAGGAUGAUAUUGAAUUAAUUGUUACAAAAGCGUAAAAAUCACAAGACAUUCAAUGCAAGAAUUAGAAAAUUCAAGUUUAACAAAAAAUGAUUUUAGAAAUUGCAAGUAUUCUGCAACUUCUAAAAAUAUUGUUCAUCGUGCGAUAUCGCGUGUCUUAGGAUUUUCUCGCUAUUUUAGAGUAGAAUGUAGUAGUUAAUAGUUUUACUAUUAUAUGUAUGUUUCGUUUGUGUUUUUCCCCUGGUAAACUGUUGAGGCUAUUAUAUCUUGAUAUAAGUCAUCAUUUAUGUUAAGUUUAAUUUUUUAUAAUGUGUUUAUGUAUUGUAUUUGUUAUUUUAACUUAGAUUGAUUUGAUUAAGUUGUUAAACUUAUAUUAAAAGUAAUAUAAGGAUAACACGAAUGUGUCAAAAUUCAAAAUUGAUAUUGUCAAUUUCUCAAUUUCUAUUUAGGUUUACUGUAUUUAGUUUUUUAGAGAGAGGGUAUGUGUGAUAUUAAAAGAAAAACUAAUAUACGAAGACUAGAGCGAAAAUCACUUCUGCAAUAGAAUAGAAUUUGUACAAUCAAAUUAUAAGAAAUAUCCAUAUCUUGUGCUUAAAUAGAUUUCAUUUUUUAAGUAUUAGAUGUAACUUUGGGUAUUUUUUUAAACCCAAAACUAACGUUUCCUUUUAAAAUAAAGGAAGAAUGAUAUCAAAUGCAUUUAAUAUAAAUUAUUACAUGGAUAUUUGUAUCCAGUAAUUGUUCCUGCAGAAGUGAUACGCAUUACCUUCAAAAAUACUAAUUCGUUAUAUGCUAUAACCAAGGGCUCAACCAUCCAUAGAUGUUAUAUUUUUUACAGAAGUGUUCAUAGAUUGAGCCAACUUGGUAAUGCAUGAUGUUACAUAUGCCCUCUCUUUUUCAAUCUGUGAAGACGAUUAAAAUGUGAUAAAUUAUUCAUGGAAUAAUAGUUAAAGAAACUAACAGAAUAGCACAAUUGCUGGGCAUUAUUUACAAGUGCUAGCAAGCCUAAUGUCAGCAGCCUUGUCGUAUUUGGUAAUGAAGUUGGAAUACUGAAUAGCGGGAAGAUUUUGAUUAAUAAUGAAGGUAUACUUAAAAAAUCUCAUGCUCGUUUAAUGUACGGCAUGCAAAAUAAUUAAUGCAAAAUUACAAUUGGUUUCAAAAUUUGCCCGACAUUUAGUUUUCUCAUACUUUAAACAUAGAUGAUAAUUUUUGAAACACACUUACAACUGAAAUAACUGUAAGUCCAAAAUAAUAAGUCGUGUGUGAGUGUGUGUGUAUAUUUAUAUAUACAUAUAUAAAUAAUAUAUAUUCAUCAUUUUUACUUUCUGAACUGUUUAUAAAUACUCAUUGAAAAAUAUCAUAAUGUUGUUUGCAAUAGAUAAAAGAGAUUUGAAUUAAAUAAUAUUUAUAUCUUUAUGAUUAAAUCUGUUUGUUAAACAUAAAGUUCUUGAUAUGUUUACAUAUUUUGGACUUAUAGUAAAAGUGUAUGGGUGUAAAAAAUAUUCAUAUGAAACACAUAUCCACACACAACAUAUAGCAGCAAAAUAAUAGGAUUACAUUGAAUACACUACCUCAAAUCAAUAGAAAUAUGGAUUUACAAUAAUAGAACUGCAUCAGUUACGUUUACAUUGUUGUGUUAUUGUUUAUUUAUACAUUUACUGAUAACGUAAUUUUGUUAUGAAAUAUAUGAUACAUAUUAUGCC
Apis florea (little honeybee) is the source of this 4227-nucleotide messenger RNA. It is a transcript of the gene PGAP5, whose product is annotated as Per1-like protein PGAP5. Gene Ontology annotation, molecular function: hydrolase activity. The record is from RefSeq and is a predicted model, not a curated record. Gene Ontology annotation, biological process: GPI anchor biosynthetic process. NCBI's taxonomy places the organism in Eukaryota, Metazoa, Arthropoda, Insecta, Hymenoptera, Apidae.